AUGGCAGCCAGUCGGGAUGGGAGGAACUGCUCUGAGUCUGCCCAGGAGCAGGGUCCCCAGCUGUCCACACUGCUGAAGAACUUGCACGAGUCCCUCUCAUUUCCCAACCCCAGCCCAUUCCAGGUGCUGAAGGAGGGUUACCAGAUGUCGAAACCACGGAUCAGGACCCUGGACCACGUCUGCGAGGUCGCUCUCAUUUGGCACUCGGGGAGACUGAAGCCCAGAGGGGGAAGGGGGCCUCUCUCAAGGUCACGCAGCGCAUCGGCAGCGGGGCUAGAGGGUGACCGGGGCUCCCAUCGGGUCCCCUUCCCGAAAAGGACUGAAGGGAGAAAGGAUGGACAGGUGGAUGGGCGGAGCCCCAGGCCGCAGGGCCGGAGGCUCCAGGCCCAGGAUCUUAGUCAAUUCCUGGUCCUCAGGUCUGCUACCGCUGCCACCGCCCCCCCUUCCGCCCCGGCUGGAGAGGGUGGCCCCCCUGCACCCCCUCCAAACCUCACCAGUAACAGGAGACUGCAGCAGACCCAGGCACAGGUGGAUGAGGUGGUGGACAUUAUGAGGGUGAAUGUGGAUAAGGUCCUGGAGCGGGACCAGAAGCUCUCAGAGCUGGAUGACCGCGCAGACGCACUCCAGGCGGGGGCCUCCCAGUUUGAAACAAGUGCAGCCAAGCUCAAGCGCAAAUAUUGGUGGAAAAACCUCAAGAUGAUGAUAAUCUUGGGAGUGAUCUGCGCUAUCAUCCUCAUCAUCAUCAUCGUUUACUUCAGCACUUAAAUCCCUGAGGAGUCAGCCCUGCCUAGAGAAGGGCCUCUCCCCCACCCCCAGCCGUUCCUCCACCUCUCAGCCAUAUCUUUCAGCCCCCCUCCCCUGGAUCCGUGUGUGUGUGUGUGUGUCCGUGUGUAUGCCCCCUGUAAAUAGCCAGCUGUUAUUUAUACAUAUAUAAUAUUAUAUAUAUUUGGUCUGUUUGUAGUUUUAUUACUAGAAGAUUUUUCCGGUUGUCCUUAACGCCCCUUCCUGAGGUUCCUAUCAUCUCCUCUCUCUCCUUCCCUUUCCCUCUCUUCAGACCAGCCCCAAGUCCCUUCAUUUGCAUCUGCUAUGCAAUAGUCCCUCUUCUCUCCUUCUUCCUCCUUUAACUGAUGCCCCAUGCCUCCCCUCCAUGCAAAAUCCCCC
Fukomys damarensis (Damara mole-rat) is the source of this 1161-nucleotide messenger RNA. It is a transcript of the gene Vamp2, whose product is annotated as vesicle associated membrane protein 2. Gene Ontology annotation, molecular function: SNAP receptor activity; syntaxin-1 binding. The transcript is spliced from 6 exons. The coding region runs from base 1 to 765 and encodes 254 amino acids. The record is from RefSeq and is a predicted model, not a curated record. Gene Ontology annotation, biological process: vesicle fusion; vesicle-mediated transport; SNARE complex assembly. NCBI's taxonomy places the organism in Eukaryota, Metazoa, Chordata, Mammalia, Rodentia, Bathyergidae. Gene Ontology annotation, cellular component: plasma membrane; SNARE complex.